AGAGCACUUUCUUUUUCGCGGCUUACAAUUACCCGCAGAAGGCAACGACUCGUUUUCAACAAGAAACAGCGACACUUCGACCACAUAGACCACAGCGAGAGGAACGCCUUCCGCGGGACGAAGAGCACCCAUCCACAGACGGGCCCCCGAGAGGAACUUGAACCGUCUUAGGCAAAGAGGCCUUCACUGGAGCAGGAGGAAAGAAAAACGGACCUUUUUGUGGACUUUCGCCACCUACGUAGAUAGUCACUAGUCGAAAUGGGAAAGCAGAAGAAGGAGAAAACCCGCCAGGCGGCCGAAAAGACCACUGGGUCAGGCCACUCCCUCAGCAAUGUCACCCAUGUGAAGGGAGUCAACUUCUACCGUGACGCAAAGAAAGUGCGUCAGGUGAACAUGCUGAAGGGUGGAAAAGCUACCAGGAACGCCGAUGGAAAGAUCAUCAAGGCCGCCGAGUACCAGACUCGCUUGGCUCCUGGAACACAAGCGAGGAUUGCUCCGGACAGGAAUUGGUUCACAAACACUCGAACCAUUGGUCAAAAUGCCUUGAAUAGCUUUCGCGAAGCUAUGGCCACCAAGGCCGAUGACCCCUACACGGUCAUUAUGCGUCAGAACAAGCUACCCAUGAGUUUACUGACUGACCCUACCAAGGUUGCCUCCAUGAAAUUGCUUGAAGUUGACCCUUUUGCCAACACAUUCGGCCCCAAAGCACAAAGGAAGCGACCAAAGCUGAAGGCCGGAUCUUUGGAUGAUCUGGCAACGAACGUCGAGACCUCUUUGGAUGGCUAUGACACCACCAAGGACGGACGACUCUUGGCCAACGUGAGGACAGAUGGACAGAUCGACGGAGCGCAAGACCCUUUCUUGCGUGCUGGGCAAUCGAAGCGUAUCUGGAAUGAACUCUACAAGGUGCUGGAUUCCUCUGACGUCGUCAUCCACGUUCUUGACGCGAGAGACCCGAUCGGAACGCGGUGCAAAAACGUUGAGAAGUUCAUGAGAGAGGAGGCCAAACACAAACAUCUCAUCUUCGUCCUGAACAAGUGUGAUCUUGUUCCCACGUGGGUUACGGCGAAAUGGGUGAAGAUUCUGUCGCAAGAAUACCCCACGCUGGCUUUCCACGCCAGCAUUAACAACUCCUUCGGAAAGGGAUCUCUUAUCCAAUUAUUGCGUCAAUUCAGCAAGCUUCACUCUGACAAGAAGCAAAUCUCGGUCGGAUUCUUUGGGUACCCCAACACCGGGAAGAGUUCCAUCAUCAACACUUUGAGACAGAAGAAGGUCUGCACAGUCGCACCCAUUCCUGGAGAAACCAAGGUCUGGCAAUACAUUACCUUGAUGAAGCGCAUCUACCUGAUCGAUUGCCCCGGUGUCGUCGCCCCGUCCAUGGAAGACUCUGAGACCGACUUGGUGUUGCGCGGUGUGACCCGUAUCGAGAACAUUGCUGGACCUGAGCAUCACAUCCCCGCCGUGUUGGAACGUGUGCGUCCUGAAUACAUGCGCCGGACGUAUGGAGUCAGGGAGUGGGAGGACUCGGUGGACUUCCUAAGUCAAGUUGCUCGGUCGAGUGGAAAGCUGCUGAAGGGAGGAGAAGCUGAUUUGAACACGGUCGCCAAGAUGAUUCUGAACGACUGGCUUCGCGGCAAGAUCCCAUACUACACCAUGCCCCCUGACUCACCCGAGUUUGAGGCAGCUGCUGCUGCUAACGCUGCUGCUGAGAGCGCUGUACCCAUGGUGCAACAGCUCUUCAGCAAGAUUCCAGUUACCGCCAAAUUCCUCCCCGACGACAUGAAGCGGAAGCAACCAGAGACUGCCGAGGACGAGGCUGCCGAGGAGGCAUCUGCGAACGGCGACGAGACUGUGGUUGCGGACGACGAAGAUGUUGAUAAGGAGGCUACGGCGGAAGUCACUGAUUGGGAUGAGGUUUUCGAGAGUGUGGUAGGAGAGGAGGCGCCCUUCGUAGAGAAGGAAGCGGAGGUUGAGGAUGCCGCCCAAGCGGAUGACGAUGACCAGGAGGACAUCUCGGAUGCCGAGUCAUCUGCAGAAGAGGAAGAAGAGGAGACGAAGGUAGUCGAGGAGAAGCCCUCCACCAAAGGCAAAUCCACAAAGACACCAGUCAAGGCGAAAGCAGACAAUAAAGCCCCCAGCAAAGCAGCCGCGAGCAAAAACAAGCGUGCCCGUGACGCCGAUGCCGACGAGGACCCAGCGGACGCCGACAAGGGCCGCACGCGCAAGUCCCCGCGCAUGACGACCAACAAGAAGAAGGUCGGAGAGCAUUACUACGAGACCGCCAACGUGAAGAAUAAGAACCGCAAGAAGUCGAAGCCUGUAGAUCCCAACACCCUGGCGAAGAAGUUGCAAGGGAAGGGAACGAAGAGGAACUAGGGUUUUGGUGGAGCUUAGCCGUAGUGGUUAGCGUAUCAUUAUCAGCCAGCAAUAGCAUUUCUUGGACCUCGCCACUGUUCCAAAGCCGUUUUGCAAAUGCCAGCCGUAUCUUAAACGUGUAGAUAAUUUCCCAUUGCAUUUUUUUAUCUUUAUUAUUGUAACAUGAAAGACAUUACAGCAUAGACGUGUGGACGUUGCCCUUUUGCCCACCACCCACCUGCGGAACAACAAAGCCUCGUAUGUGCAACUCCUCUCUUAU
Messenger RNA from Fimicolochytrium jonesii, 2635 nucleotides. RefSeq names its product NUC091 domain-containing protein. The coding region runs from base 259 to 2376 and encodes 705 amino acids. The record is from RefSeq and is a predicted model, not a curated record. The transcript is spliced from 7 exons. Lineage: Eukaryota; Fungi; Chytridiomycota; Chytridiomycetes; Spizellomycetales; Powellomycetaceae. Gene Ontology annotation, molecular function: GTP binding. Gene Ontology annotation, cellular component: nucleolus.